AUGGACAGAAGUGGUAUUGAGCUAGCAUAUGUGGUAUCCCUUGCACCGUCUUUCUUUGAAAGGGAACAGGUGUGAGAUCAUUUAAAUAACGACAUAAUUUGCAACUGAAUUUGAGAGACCUUGUCUGUAGGAAAAGACCCUUGCUCGUCAUACACAAAGCUAACCGAAUCUGACAGAGAGAGGAAAUUCACUCAAGAUAAAGGAAAAAGCGACGCGGCGGAUUUGAAGCCUAAAAAAUGGUACCGUUUUACCGAUGAUGCAGGAUUCAAAUUGGCAAACAGGUAACUCUCCGAUCCCUUUUUAUUAGGAUGCUCGAACGAAACGGUGUUAAUAACUAAAUGGUUACCAUUCUAGAAUCUGAAAUUUAGUCUAGGCUUAGGUCAUAGAGUUUGUGCUCUUCGAGAAGACACUCUUCUAUCACAAUGCCUCUCUCAAUCCAGGGAAACAAAUUGGUACCGAGAAGUUUUCAGGUAACUCUCACGAAAUACCUAAAGGUUUACUUCUCUCAACAAUACUCUUGGUCUCUUCGGGCUCCGGGCACUGGAAUAAGCUCCGAGAUAAUCGAUGUCCUUGCCUACGUGUAAGAAUGUAUCAUUGACUUCUCCAUCCAACAAAACUACUUGUAGUUCAAAACCUUAAACCCACAUCAUAUUCAUCCGCUUUUCCUACAGGUUGAAGAAAAACGAGUGUGUUGCCGGGCCGGCAUGUGGCGCAAUGUAUCCCGGAUUUAUGCUUGGUGCUAAUCCCAAGAAUAUUGGAAAGACUGUCAAAAAGAAAGUUUGUUUCGAUGAAGGCAACAAUUGUUGCGCUAAAAAGGUGUUUGUCAAGGUCAAAAGAUGUCCACAAGAUUUCCUCAUUUAUCAGUUACCUGCAGCGCCGUCUGGGAGUUAUCGCUACUGUGGCAGUAAGAGUAAGAAACCUACAAUCUCUCUGAUAACCCCCUCACCUUUUAAAGUCUCCUCCCUUUUUUCAAGGAAAAUGGAUCAAACCUCGCCCGUGGAGGAUCGGCAUAAAUUGAUUACUAAAUCAACUGAGAACGAUAAUUUUCCCGGUGAAAAUUCAAUGAUUUAGAAACAAGACUAUGCACUGGUUGACAAUCGCUUUCGAGUACUUAAAACCAAUUAUUAACUCUUCCUGUUUUCUUUCUUUCCUGUUGAAUUAGGAAGAGAGAAGCCCUCCAUAGGUAUGUUGAUUAGGAAGUAAUCCGUGAAUCAAGUACUUUUAUUAGCCUCUGUUAGCUGUAUCACACUUUGCAAGUGCAACAAGCGCUAUAAGUCUGAAGUCCGACUUUAUUCGAUUCUUCCCCUUCAGCUACCCUCUUUAUCUCCUUCCUCCUACCUAUUUUUACAUCCGUUUUUCUCGUUUUCUUUCUUCUUACUAUAAGUUCUGUUUCAUUAUGUGAAGGUAUUCUUAACGCGAACAAGCUCUGCUGCCGAACUGAAAUGCAUUCUGAUUUCUUUAUUCGGGCUUUUUUUUGUUAUAAAUUUAAAUCGCUUUAGAUAUUAAUGGAUGCCUUCCGUUGUAGAAAAUCACAGCAUGAUUUUAAAUAACCAACAUUGAGUUAUGAAGUUUUCUGGCGUUGACUUCUGACUGAGCGCUUAUUUCAUCGAAAUCUAAACAUUCCAGAAACAUUCCAUUCCUAGGAGAAGAAAUGAUCCAAAUCUACAGCAACUUGAGAUGAAUUUCCUCAGCAACAAAGGUUAUGUAGAGACCAUAAAAAGGAUACGGUCUCCUUAUUGUACCAUUAAAGGCUUCCAUAACAUUUUUUUUCAACAGCUCCACCAAUAAAUAUCGGAGAAGACAAGGAUCAUCCUGGCAAGUCGUGUAAGGUUAUUAAAGAACAAAAUUCUCUCGGUGGGUCAGGACUUUACUGGAUAAACCCAUCUGGUGGAAAAGCAUUCCGUGCUUACUGUGACCAAGAAACUGAUGGAGGAGGCUGGACAUUAGUGUAUAGUUACACCUUUACAAAUUAUCCGUAAGUGGGAUUGGACGAACGAGGAAGCUCUCAUGUACGCUGAGAGAAGAGGAAUUUAUGAGGAAAUAUCAGAGAAAAAGGAGGGCAGAUUUUUAUGAUAGUUCCCGAAAAAAACAAUGGGCAUAUCAGGAGCCUUGUAAUCUUGGUUCCGAAAAAAUUGAUUGCAUCUCGUAAUGCAUUUACCAGUAUGUAGCCACAGCUACUAUGAAAAAAAAACAGAUAUUGAUGUGCUUGGAUAAUGUCAAUACGAUAAGAUCAAUACACCAAAGCCACUAUUUUCGGGAAGCUAAUUUGUUAUCACAAUCGAUAACAAUUCAAAUUCGAACAAGGAAUAGAUCAUCGUAAGAUCGUAAGGCUAAAUUAUUUGGAUAAAAUAACUGGGAUAUCUUUUCCGAUCUACUCUUACUCUGUUUUGUUUUAUUUCGUCAUGUGCUUCUUUUUCAUCUGUUUGUUCUUCCUAGCAACUUUGCGGACGGUAGUAAUGCAGUUACACCACGUCCCUCAUGGCCAGCGGAAGGGGAAAUUCCGAUAUCGACGAAGGUACCUUUGAAAGAGACACAGUUGGGUGCCAUGAACUUUAAAUUCUGGAAACAAAUAGGCAACGAGUUCAUGGUCAAGUCCAACAUCAACCACUGGAUCGCUUGUAAAGAAGGAAUCGGAAGCCUGGUGGAUUACAAAGCUGGCAGCCUGAGCUGUAAAGUAAUAAAAAAUAUCGCCACUGUCUGCCCAAAUGUUGCUCCUGACGAGAUACGUAUGCUCACCAAAGAAUCGUCCUCUAACUAUGGUCCUCAUCUGUACUAUUCCAAGAGCACUACCGAGUUGAAGACCUAUUACUACUGGGAGAGUUCAACCCAGACCGGUAACUGGCCCACGCAUGACCCCUGUGGGAAAAAUGGUUUGUUCCACGUCAGAAAUGUGGUUAAUCCCCGCGGCAACAUUUUUAUUCGUUAGGUUAUUCGGUAAUUGUACCAUAAGAGGGUCAAUUAAGUGAGGCAUCUUGUGCCAGAUGGGAUGAUUUUUAGCCAAACUCAGCUGUAAGCAAAAAUGCUGCAGAACUAAAUAAAUUUAAAUCAAUGAAUACAAAUAGGAAUGUUGCAUAACCAUACCCAAUCUCGCAAUGAGCAAAUCGGUCCAUGAUUUUUCUCGAUAUCCUACAUUAUAGUCCACUCAUUAAUUUCACGCGAUUUUAUCGGUUACUUUACGUCACGUGGUGUAAAAUCACCGGUCAGUUAUAAAACUGAUAUUCACCUGGCUCCGUCGGCUGUGAGUGUAACUGCUGUCAUUUGUGAAUAGAUGCUAAGUUAAUAUUGCAGUUUCGAUUCUUUCUGAAUCGCGUCCGUUGUGUAAGGACUGUCUAAGAGCAAUCAAAGGUUUUGUUGUCGUGCGAGUUUUUAUAUCUCCGAAAGCCGUUAUGCGUGUGGGUCUAAAUUUCCGUUCAAUGUGGUUCCGAUUCCUUUAUUGACUCCCUUGUUUAGACAAUAGUAGUGAGCCAAUGGGAUGUGAGGGUUUUUGGGUGCUGAAAUAUCCACCAAAGGCUGCUAAUGCUUUCCAGAUGUUUGCUGAAUCUGUAGUGUUUUUUUAAAAAUGUCCAAAAAACAUAAAUGGUAGUUAAAAAGUGUUGACAGGCCUGUACAACUUCCGCCAUUCGCAAGCAGAAGAUUUUAAAUCUUCAGCCUUCAAAGUUUAGCUCUGAUCAGGAUAUCUUUUAAUGACUUUCCUUUGCGAUAUAAAUUAUCCCGUGUCUUUAAUAUUUCUGAAGUGAUUAUUCGACUCCUCUCCUUCGCAAGUUGUGCAGAUGAUCAGUCUACACGUUGGUGAUGUGUCAAAUGUUUGGUCUGAAAUAAGAUGUAAAUACAUGACCAAAGAAUAAUAGUUCGACCAAACUCGCCUGAUAUCCUGCUGUACCAGAUAGAACUGAUCUAUCA
Molecule: messenger RNA, 3900 nt
Organism: Pocillopora meandrina
Lineage: Eukaryota; Metazoa; Cnidaria; Anthozoa; Scleractinia; Pocilloporidae
Source: the annotation of a GenBank genome assembly